AGUGUUCAAAAUGGUGUAUGGCGAAUUCUUCCACAGACCGGGACAAGAUGAGGAGCUUGUCAACUUGAAUGUAGGUGGCUUUAAACAGUCCAUUGGCCAAAGCACAUUGCUCAGAUUUCCCCAUACAAGACUUGGGAAGCUGCUCAAAUGCCAUUCAGAAGAGGCUAUCCUGGAACUGUGUGACGACUAUAGCGUUGCAGACAAGGAAUAUUACUUUGAUCGGAACCCUUCCUUGUUCAGAUAUGUGCUGAACUUUUAUUACACAGGCAAACUCCAUGUUAUGGAAGAGCUUUGUGUCUUCUCCUUCUGCCAGGAAAUAGAAUACUGGGGGAUCAAUGAACUUUUCAUUGAUUCCUGCUGCAGCAACAGGUACCAAGAAAGGAAAGAAGAAGGCCCCGAGAAAGAGUGGGACCAGAAAAGUAAUGAUGGAAGUCUAGACUCUUCUGAUGAAGAGUCAUCCAUAUUUGAGAAGGAGCUUGAGAAGUUUGAUAAACAGUGGUUGGGGGACUUGCGCAAGAACAUAUGGAUCAGAAUGGAGAACCCUGCGUAUUGUUUGUCAGCCAAGCUGAUUGCUGUUUCUUCCCUGAGUGUGGUUCUAGCAUCUAUUGUGACCAUGUGUAUCCACAGCAUGCCGGAAUUCCAAAAACUGGAUGCCAAUGAAAGAGAGAUUGAAGACCCUGCUCUGGAAGUGGUGGAGAUCAUAUGCAUUGUCUGGUUCACCUCUGAGCUUAUAAUCAGGUUGGCUGCUGCUCCAAGUCAGAAAAAGUUCUGGAAGAACCCUUUGAACAUUAUUGACUUUGUCUCCAUUAUUCCGUUCUACGCCACUUUGGCCGUGGACACAAAGGAGGAAGAAAGCGAAGAUAUUGAAAACAUGGGGAAAGUGGUCCAGAUCCUACGCUUGAUGAGGAUAUUCCGUAUACUGAAGCUGGCGAGGCACUCUGUUGGACUGCGGUCUCUGGGUGCAACGUUGAGGCACAGCUAUCAUGAAGUUGGACUUUUGCUUUUGUUCUUGGCUGUCGGGAUUUCUAUAUUUUCUGUUCUGGUCUACUCGGUGGAAAAAGACGAUGACACAUCGGAGCUGCAAAGCAUCCCAAUCUGUUGGUGGUGGGCCACGAUUAGCAUGACCACAGUUGGCUAUGGGGACACCUUCCCAGUCACCCUUGCAGGAAAGAUUAUUGGCACAACCUGUAUUAUCUGUGGAAUAUUAGUGGUGGCUCUGCCCAUCACCAUCAUUUUCAACAAAUUUUCAAAAUACUAUCAGAAGCAGAAGGACAUGGAUGUGGACCAGUGCAACAACGAUCCCAAGGAGAAGACAAAUGAGCUCCCUUAUUUUAAUAUUAGAGAUAUUUAUGCAAAAAGGAUGCACUCCUUUAUUUCUAGCCUUUCUUCAGUAGGAAUUGUAGCCAACGAUCAAGAUUCAACAGACGCCUCCAGUAUCCAAGAUCUGGACGAUGUUUAUAACGCAACGUCUUUGCAGAAUGGUACAGGAAAAUGA
Elgaria multicarinata webbii is the source of this 1495-nucleotide messenger RNA. It is a transcript of the gene KCNS3, whose product is annotated as potassium voltage-gated channel modifier subfamily S member 3. Gene Ontology annotation, cellular component: voltage-gated potassium channel complex; membrane. The transcript has a single exon. The record is from RefSeq and is a predicted model, not a curated record. Gene Ontology annotation, biological process: protein homooligomerization; potassium ion transmembrane transport. Gene Ontology annotation, molecular function: protein binding; voltage-gated potassium channel activity. Bases 11 to 1495 code for a protein of 494 amino acids. NCBI's taxonomy places the organism in Eukaryota, Metazoa, Chordata, Lepidosauria, Squamata, Anguidae.